Eublepharis macularius is the source of this 3261-nucleotide messenger RNA. Its product is annotated as zinc finger protein 850-like. Lineage: Eukaryota; Metazoa; Chordata; Lepidosauria; Squamata; Eublepharidae. Gene Ontology annotation, biological process: regulation of transcription by RNA polymerase II. The coding region runs from base 118 to 3096 and encodes 992 amino acids. The transcript has 7 exons. Gene Ontology annotation, molecular function: RNA polymerase II cis-regulatory region sequence-specific DNA binding; DNA-binding transcription factor activity, RNA polymerase II-specific. The record is from RefSeq and is a predicted model, not a curated record.
CAGAAGCUACCUCUGAUUUUCUCUGGCUGUUGCUUAAAAUUGCGGAGAGGAUCUGGCAGGAGCAGGAAAAAAACCCUGAUUCCAUUUCCUUUGAGUGGUGAAGGGGAAAGGGGCACCAUGCAGCCAGCCCAGGUUGGGGUGUCCUUUGAAGAGGUGGCUGUGUAUUUUUCCCAGGGGGAGUGGACCCUGCUCCGCCCAGCCCAGAGAGCUCUCUACAAGGAGGUCAUGCUGGAGAAUUUUGGGAACGUGGCGUCCCUGGGACCCCAGAUUCCCAAACCUGACCUCGUAUCCUGGCUGGAAGAGGAAGAACAGUCAUUUCUCCUGAUCUCUGAUGAAGAGGAUGGAUUGGCAGGACCUCUGACUGCCAAACCUGGCUUCAUAUCCUGGCUGGAAGAAGAGGAAGAGUUGUUUCUCCUAGGCUCUGAUGGAUUGGCAGGAGUCACAUGGGAGUCAGCGAAUGAAAUAUCAGGAGACCCAGUGAUGGAGAAAGAGGACACAUAUUCAGAUGUGAAAGAGAAGGUUAAAUAUUGUGAUGCGCUGAAGAAGGAAGAGGGAAAAUACCCACCUAAAGGGAGGAUUAAUUGUAGUAUUUUACAGGUGGAUGAUUCUCUAGUGCAAACAAUAUACAAAGGAGACAAUAAGAAUGAGUGCAUUGGAAAUGAGGGAAUUUUUGCUGAAAAAUCAGAUAUUAAUAUUCAAUGGAACAUCUUUGACAGAAAGAAAGUAUAUAAAUGCCUGGAAUGUGGAAAAAUCUUUGGGCGGAAAGAUAGCUUAACUUUUCAUCAAAGGAUUCACACUGGUGAGAAACCAUAUAAAUGCCAAGAGUGUGGGAAAAGCUUCAGUCAGAGUUCAAACCUUACUUUUCAUGAAAGAAUUCAUACAGGGGAGAAACCAUUUAAAUGCCUGGAAUGUGGGAAAACUUUUGGGCGGAAAGAUUCCCUAACUUCUCAUCAAAGAAUUCACAGAGGGGAGAAAAUAUAUAAAUGCAUGGAGUGUGGAAGCACCUUUAGUCAAAGCGGGAACCUUACUUCUCAUCAAAGAAUUCACACAGGAGAGAAACCAUAUAAAUGCCUGGAGUGUGGCAAAAGCUUCAGAUACAGUGGGCACCUUACUGCCCAUCAAAGAACUCACACAGGGGAGAAAAAAUAUAAAUGUCUGGAGUGUGAAAAAAGUUUUGGGCGGAAAGAUAGUCUAACUUCCCAUCAAAGGAUUCACACGGGAGAGAAACCAUAUAAAUGCCAGAACUGUGGAAAGAGUUUCAGUGAGAGUGGAAGCCUUUCUUCUCAUCAGAGAAUUCACACAGGGGAGAAAAAAUAUAAAUGCUUGGAGUGUGGGAAAAGUUUCAGACAGAGUGGAAGCCUUACGUGCCAUCAACGAAUUCACACAGGGGAGAAACCAUAUAAAUGCCUGGAAUGUGGGAAAAGCUUCAAUCAGAGUUCACACCUUACAUCCCAUCAAACAAUUCACACAGGGGAGAAACCAUAUACAUGCCUGGAGUGUGGGAAAGGCUUCAGUCAGAGUGGAAACCUUAAUUCCCAUCAACGAACUCACACAGGACUAAUUCACUCAGGGGAGAAACCGUAUAAAUGCCUCGAGUGUGGAAAAAGCUUCAAUCGGAAUGGAAGCCUUACUCUCCAUCAGAGAAGUCACACAGGGGAGAAACCAUAUAAAUGCUUGGAGUGUGGAAAAAGUUUCAAUCAAAGUAGUUCCCUUAGUAUCCAUCAGAGAAUUCACACAGGGGAGAAACCGUAUAAAUGCCUGGAGUGUGGAAAAAGCUUCAGUCGGCGUGGAAACCUUAGUAUGCAUCAGAGCAUUCACACAGGGGAGAAACCAUAUAAAUGCUUGGAGUGUGGAAAGAGCUUUACUCUCAACAGAAGCCUUGCUCUCCAUCAGAGAAUUCACACAGGGGAGAAACCGUACAGAUGCCAGAAGUGUGGGAAAAGCUUCAGUCGUAGUGGAACCCUUCGUAUCCAUAAAAGAAUUCACACAGAGGAGAAACCAUAUAAAUGUCUGGACUGUGGGAAAAGCUUCAAGUGGAAAGAUGGCCUAGCUUCCCAUCAAAGACUUCAAACAGGCGGUAAGCUGUAUAAAUGCCUGGUGUGUGGGAAAAGCUUUGGUGGCAAGAAAUGCCUUUAUACCCAUCAAAGAGGUCACACAGAGGAAAAACCAUAUAAAUGUCUGGAGUGUGGAAAAAACUUCAAACAAUGUCACAGACUUACUGUCCAUCAAAAAAUUCACACAGGGGAAAAACCAUAUAAAUGCUUGGAGUGUGGAAAAAGUUUUAAGAGGAGUAAUCACCUUAGUAUGCAUCAAAGACUUCACACAGGGGAGAAACCAUAUAAAUGCAUGGAGUGUGGAAAAAGCUUCACUAGGAGUGAAAACCUGAAAUCCCACCAAACUAUUCACACAGGGGAGAAAAAAUAUAAAUGCCAGGAAUGUGGAAAAAGCUUCAGGCAGAGGUCACACCUUACUUCCCAUCAAAAUAUUCAUACAGGUGAUAAAAAAUAUAAAUGCCUGGAGUGUGGAAAAAGUUUUCGUCUGAGGCACACCCUCACUUCCCAUGAAAGAGUUCACACAGGGGAGAAGCCAUAUAAAUGUAUGGAAUGUGGAAAAAGCUUUAGUAUAAAACAGAGCCUUACUCACCAUGAAAGAAUUCACACAGGGGUGAAACCAUAUGACUGUACGGAGUGUGGUAAAAGCUUUAGUCGUAGGGACAGCCUUACUUCCCAUGAAAGAAUACACAAAGGGGUGAAACCAUAUAAAUGCUUUGAGUGUGGAAAAAGCUUUAGUAUGAGAAUGAGCCUUACUUCCCAUAAAAGAGUUCAUACAGGGGAGAAACCAUAUAAAUGCCUGGAGUGUGGAAAAAGCUUCAGUCAGAGCUCACAGCUUACUGUCCAUCAAAGACUUCACACAGGGGAAAAACAAUAUACGUGUCUGGAGUGUGGAAAAAGCUUCACUAAAAGAUCACAACUUACUUCCCAUCAAAGAACUCACACUGGAGAGAAACCAUAUAAAUGCCUAGAAUGUGGGAAAAGGUUCAGUCACAGUGCAGCUCUUACUUCCCAUCAAAAAAUUCACACAGGAGAAAACAUAUAAAUUCAUGGAGUCUGGAAAAAUCAUCAGUUUGAAUGGAAGCCUUGCUUCCCAUCAAAGCAUUCACAUAGUGGAGAAACCAUAUAAGUGCAUGGAGUGUGGGAAAAGAUUCAGUGUGAACAAAACCCUUAAUUCCCAUCAAAGUAUUCAGUUAAUUAGAUAAGUGGA